GCAGCAGAAGGGGGUGGGGGUUAGAUUCACUGGUUUUCUGCUUGAUUUAAACUGUCUACGUCUCUCAAAAAGCCACAGAUGUGCUGGUCUUGACAAAGAGAGGACCUCCAUCUGCUCUCCAGAAAGCUGUGCAGUAUUCUCCCCACAGCCUGAACUUUUCCCUUCAUUCCAUCCUGUUCAGGACAAACUGGUGGAUUAUCUAUUUCUUCGGAUAAAAAGCGUUUCGCAAUUUCUACCAGAGGACCCAUGUGGGUGGUGGAGAAGAUCCGCGUGUCUGUGGAGAGAUCUAACCUGCCUAUUCCAUCAGCGGAACUCAGCUUUAAAAUUAGCGACAUUAUGUUUGGAGAAAAAGCCGACAAAGCCAAAAGGAUUUCACUCUGCCCUAACGUCAUCACCCCUGACAACAUCCCGGAGUUCUGCAUCCCCCCGACCAUCCCGUCCCUGCAGGACCUGAAGAAUACUGAGCAGGGUCGAGCUGCUCGUAUCAUCAAGGUGUCUCCCUGCGAGAGGGUGAACCCUGAAAUAGAGGUGAUGCAUCAUGAGCCCCUCAACCCGCACAUCAUCCAGGUGGAGAGUGUGGACGAGAGCCCCUACGACGGUUGUAGUGAUGAGGAGACUACCAAUGCAGACCCCCAGAGCCAGGCUGCCUUGUCCCUUCCACACAUGGCCAAAGCUCAGACCUGCUACGGCUUCUGCACCUUACUGGAGAGCCCCCACACCAGGAGGAAGGAGUCGCUCUUCCACUCCGAUCCCGGCUCCUCUCCCCUGCUUUUGCCCAGGAGUCACUCCAGCAUGUGUACCAAAGCAUCCCCCUCCACCUCGCCCUCCUCCUCUCCUUCCUCUUUCAGUCUUCACACCCUGACCUCCAGGCUUUCCCCAAGGGGAUACACGCUGAACUGGCAGGCCACUCUGGACAGCGACACCACGUCCUCUACCGAAUCCUCGCCUUUCAGCUCGCCGCUGCUGACCAGGUGCCCUGCCAAGUCUUCCCUCUUCAAAGCACUGAGCCAUGAACUGCUGUUGUCAAGGAACAUGAGGAAGGCAAUGGUGUCCAGGAACAAUUCCCUGUCCACAGAUGAAGGCAGCUCCACAGACAAUAGCCCCAAUGUCAUGAGGAGGGCGUCUGAGGGCUUAGUCGAUGGCCUGCCCAGCAGCUACAGCCUGGCGCCUCCUACCAUCUUCCCUGUAGACUUGACUCUGCACAGAGAGAGGGCAAUGAAGGAGAGAAUGGUACCCAUAGGGAAAGGCGGCAGCCUGAGACUCUCAGCAGAGUACUGCCCGGAGAACCAAAGACUGCGGGUUCGACUGAUCAGUGCCGAGGGCCUCUAUCCUCUCUCUGUAGACCCCAAGAUCAUCAACUGCAGCGUUAGCCUCUGUCUGGUUCCCGGAAAAAUCCAGAAGCAGCGCAGCACAGUCAUCAGAAAGAGCCGAAACCCCAUCUUCAACGAGGAUUUCUUCUUUGACGCUAUCUCAGAGUUGGACGUCAGCCAACGCUCCCUUCGCUUUAAAGUUGUGAACAAAAUGUCCACCCUGAAGAGAGACUAUCUCCUUGGUGAUUGUGAUUUGCCUCUUUCAAGUAUUGUGACAUUAUAAAGUACUUCCUUUAUUGACUAUUUAUGUAUUGAAUUAUUUAUUUUCAUUUUUGUAUUGUACAUUUAGAUUUUAUAAAGAUUAAAGUAUU
Labrus bergylta (ballan wrasse) is the source of this 1681-nucleotide messenger RNA. RefSeq names its product C2 calcium dependent domain containing 4A (gene c2cd4a). NCBI's taxonomy places the organism in Eukaryota, Metazoa, Chordata, Actinopteri, Labriformes, Labridae. The record is from RefSeq and is a predicted model, not a curated record.